CAAACACUUCAUCAUUUUAGUAGAGUGCUGCCUCUCUCUCUGUAUUUGUCCCGUUAGCAGCGGAUGUGAAAAGUUGCUGACAGCGCAGCAGCGGACAGCCUUCCUCAUCAGAUAAGUGCAGGUUUGAACAUUGUCCCGCUGGGGGACUGUUGCGCACAAGACCACAGGAGCGCGCGCGCUCAGCUUCAGGUAGAAAACGACAACACCUGAAUCCGUUCAGGAAGAAAGGAAGGAGCCAAGAUGACGGACGGAGCGAGACAGCGGAGCAGCACGGCGGGCUCUGCCAAGGAUGCUGCCGAGGAGAAGCAGCAGUCUGGAGGAGUGGCGCUGAAGAAGGAGAUCGGGCUCGUGAGCGCGUGCGGGAUCAUAGUCGGUAACAUCAUUGGCUCAGGCAUCUUCGUCAGUCCAAAGGGAGUGUUGGAAAACGCCAGCUCGGUAGGAGUGGCUCUGAUCGUCUGGAUCAUCACUGGAAUCAUCACCGCCAUCGGAGCGCUGUGCUACGCUGAGCUCGGCGUCACCAUCCCCAAAUCAGGAGGAGACUACUCCUACGUGAAGGACAUCUUUGGUGGACUGGCUGGGUUUCUGCGACUGUGGAUCGCUGUGCUGGUCAUCUAUCCAACAAACCAGGCUGUGAUCGCGCUCACGUUCUCCAACUAUGUCCUCCAGCCUCUGUUUCCCACCUGCUUCCCACCAGAAAAUGGCCUGCGGCUGCUCGCAGCUGUCUGUCUUCUGCUGCUGACAUGGGUGAACUGCUCCAGUGUGAGGUGGGCCACUAGAGUUCAGGACAUCUUCACCGCCGGCAAGCUGCUGGCCCUCGCCCUCAUCAUCGUCAUGGGCUUUGUGCAGAUCUGCAAGGGAGAGUACUACUGGUUGGAGCCGGCCAACGCCUUCGAGCCCUUCCAGGACUACGAUGUGGGUUUGAUAGCGCUGGCUUUCCUACAAGGCUCUUUCGCCUACGGAGGCUGGAAUUUCCUCAACUAUGUGACAGAGGAGCUUGUGGAUCCCUACGUGAACCUUCCACGUGCCAUCUUCAUCUCCAUCCCCCUCGUGACCUUUGUUUACGUCUUUGCCAACAUAGCCUACGUCACCGCCAUGAGCCCCCAGGAGCUGCUUGCCUCAAACGCUGUUGCCGUGACGUUUGGUGAGAAGCUGCUGGGAGUCAUGGCGUGGAUCAUGCCCAUCUCUGUGGCUCUCUCCACUUUCGGGGGCGUCAAUGGUUCCCUUUUCACCUCGUCACGGUUGUUCUUCGCUGGAGCCAGAGAGGGACACCUCCCGAGUCUGCUGGCCAUGAUUCACGUAAAACGCUGCACCCCCAUCCCUGCUCUGCUCUUCACUUGCCUGUCUACUCUGCUCAUGCUGUGCACCAGUGACAUGUACACCCUGAUCAACUACGUAGGCUUCAUCAAUUACCUCUUCUAUGGAGUCACUGUCGCCGGGCAGAUCGUCCUACGGAUUAAAGAGCCCAACAUGUACCGACCAAUCAGGAUCAGUCUCAUAUGGCCGGUCAUUUACCUCGUCUUCUGGGCCUUCCUGCUCAUCUUCUCUCUUUACUCUGAGCCUGUGGUGUGCGGCAUCGGCCUCGCCAUCAUGCUCACUGGUGUCCCCGUCUACUUCCUGGGAAUCUACUGGGACAACAAGCCCCAGUGCUUCGAUGCUUUUGUUGAUAAAAUGACGUACUUGGGCCAGAAGAUGUGUGUGGUGGUUUAUCCAGCGGAGGAGAAGGGCACCAGUGAAGAAGAACAAGAGGAAAUGAAGGAGGUGAUGUCUCCUCUGGCACAGGAGGACAAUCACAAAUCAUAAGACUGAUGAAGUUCACCUUUUCGUUUCGUUAAACUCCCACCUGUCUCGUCAGAAACCAUCUGCAGCCCGAUACGUGCUCAUGUGGACACGCACUACACACGCAAACACAAUCCAACUUAUGUUUACUGAUCAACGUUGUAUCUGAAGAUUGUUUUUGUUGAGGUGACUUGUCAAUCAGUCGUAUUCUGUGCCAAAUACGUCAACAGUAACCUCAACCUUUUUAAGUCUGGGGUCUGUUGAAAGUGCAAUAAAAAAAAUGAGCACCUUUCAGCUCCUCAUUUCAUUCAACAGCGAAACCAUGAGCCUUUUAUUUCAUCCUCAUCUUCAUCAUCGUCAGCAGCAGCAGCCUCAUCACUCUGCUUCACGCUCGUUCCACAUCCGCAUCCUUCCACUCAGCAAACAUUAGAACUAUUUUUUUUAAUAGUUUUACCAAAAAGACUAACUGAACUGUGAUGGACAAAUGCUUUUAUUUUUAUAAUUUUGUUAAUUUCUGCCAUUUUCUCCCAUUCAGUGCACCAAAAAUGCAUUUUUGAUUGUCAACACAGAAAAUGUAGCUCGAAUAGUUUCACCAUUUUUUUUUAUCUAUUAUUUGUGUAUUGUUUGUUUUUUUUUUUCAAAUGUAAUGCCUCCUUUUUUGUAAUUGUUUUUACUGCGUAAUUAUCUUAUUUUUCUAUCAUGUUUAACUUUAGUUUUGUUUACUUUUUUCUAACAUACUAUCCAUCUAUGGUUUACGUUUUAUUUGUUAAACUGUGCCCGAGGGUUGAAGCAACAUCCUGAAAUUGUUUUGGUUAAAAAGCCAAGGCAACACUUAAUUAUUAUUUUUGCCUUAAUUAAAACUACGGUUUUCUGUGAUUUCGUCAUAUUGUAGCUGUGUUUCGACAGAUGAUCAGAGAUGGUCGGAAGAACUUUGAAGAUUUCUCACUUUUCUUUAAACUAGAACAUGAAAGCGACACAACACAAAUAAUCAAAUCAUUAAAAAUCAUUGGGGAAGUCAUAACUUGCUGCACAUUUGAAUUCCUAAUGUGCCAUACUGACAUGUGAAUGAGUAUUUUUGUACACCAAUCCAAAAAAGUUGGGACUUUGUGUAAAAUGUCAAUAAAACGAGAAUGUUUGCAAAGCUCACACCCCCAUAUUUUAUUCUCAAUGGAACACGGUAAACAUAUCAAUGCUGAAAACAGUGGUUACCAACACUGGUCCUUGUGGAACA
Molecule: messenger RNA, 3007 nt
Organism: Nematolebias whitei (Rio pearlfish)
Lineage: Eukaryota; Metazoa; Chordata; Actinopteri; Cyprinodontiformes; Rivulidae
Gene: slc7a8a
Product: solute carrier family 7 member 8a
Exons: 11
Coding region: 241-1800 (519 amino acids)
Biological process (GO): amino acid transmembrane transport; neutral amino acid transport
Cellular component (GO): membrane
Molecular function (GO): L-amino acid transmembrane transporter activity; neutral L-amino acid transmembrane transporter activity
Source: RefSeq, a predicted model, not a curated record